Messenger RNA from Trypanosoma conorhini, 1527 nucleotides. Its product is annotated as protein kinase. The record is from RefSeq and is a predicted model, not a curated record. Gene Ontology annotation, molecular function: protein kinase activity; ATP binding. Bases 1 to 1527 code for a protein of 508 amino acids. Gene Ontology annotation, biological process: protein phosphorylation. The transcript has a single exon. Lineage: Eukaryota; Euglenozoa; Kinetoplastea; Trypanosomatida; Trypanosomatidae.
AUGUCAGCAACAGCACCGUAUCGAGGCUCCGCCACGUUGUCUUCCUUGGCGGGGCAAUGGGAAACGGAGAACCCCCGCGCAGGAUGCUUCUCCGCUUCCGAGCCUCAAGUCAACGGCCCACUGGCAAAUGAGACGGCAGGGACUGAUGCAGGGGAGGACCCUCUCAGCAAAGCAGGGAAAGGGCUGAUCACAUCGUGGACGGAUUCACAGGAGCUGCGUUUCCCACCGACGGUGCACCGUUGCGGCCAAUUGCUUGGCCGCGGCCGCCAAGGCACAGUUUGGCUUUGCGAAGACAUGCAUCGUUCUGGGGAAUACUACGCAGUGAAGACGAUUGAGGUACCGUCCUUGGCUGCUGUUCCCGUGCAUCAGGUAAUUCAGAAGCUAAGGAACCUCCCAGGCAACAAGUUGAAUCCGCCCCCCGUCACCACUCCCAAGAGCAUUGUAUUGGACGCAUCCUUUUUGGAGGAGGGGCGUCUUUGGCAGCAACUUUGUCACCCUGGAUUGGUGCAGUUUUAUGGAGUUGAGACGGAUGUGGGGACGGGUGGGACCGCCGUUUGCCGCGUUUACUUGGAAUACAUGUCGGGCGGUUCGCUAUUGUCCUUUGUUCGCCAGCACUAUGAGGCAGGGCGACUGCGUGAGAGGGCAUUGCGCUGGUUUCUAAACCCCAUCGUUGAAGGCUUGGCGUACCUGCAUGCCAAUGACGUGGCGCAUUUGGACGUCAAGGCGGAGAACAUUUUGGUCACGUGGGGCGACGCACGCGCCGGCGACUGCGGCGACAGCCAAGUCAACGCCCAGCCUCGGUUUCCAGCGGCGAAGUUGGGCGACUUUGGCUGCGCACGCUUCCUUGGCACUCGAGCCCCGUCUACCGCCGCCAACGACAGAAGCAAGUUCAAUGAACAGGGUCUGGCGCAGCUUGCCGGCGAAGUGCUUUCCGGCACGCCUGGGUUUAUGGCACCGGAGGUGAUUUUGCAGCUGCACACCACCUCCGAUAGGUGCGGCACGGCGGCGGAUGUGUGGUCGCUUGGCUGCACCAUUCUCCAACUCCUGCGUGGUGCGCCUCCCACGCAUGCCGGGUCAAACCCUGCCGCCAUCCUCUUUGAGACCGCAACGCGUCCGGAAAAAAUUUGGAGGUUUAUUCCCCGCGUUGGGCGGGACUCCGACGCUUGUGGUGCGAGGAAGUCCAUCUCCCCGAGGAAAUUCCGUGAGGGCGUUGUCGUUUCCGCGACGCUGCGGGAUUUGCUUCUGCAGUGCCUGCAGCCGGACCCCCGUAAACGCUCCACGGCGGCGCAGCUGUUGCAGCACCCCUUCUUUAAGCAGCCCUGCAGUGCCGCGGAUGCCGCGGAGGGCCUUCUUGACCCGAGUCUGUUCUCUGGCCACGACAGCCGCUGUGGACUGAGGAACGAACCCUUGCUGUCCGGAACGGCGGGAAGCACGACCAGCACGCUCUUCGACGGUCUUUCAAGCAGCGAGGCGGGCAACGAGGGCGCUGACGACGACGCUGACGACGACGCGAUGGUGGAUAUCUAA